UUGUACGACAAAAAUACUUAUACUCCGGAGUUUGAUAGUACUACGUAGUAAGCCCUCUGAGAAAAAUACGCUACGUAGUACUAGUAUGAACAACAGUAAUACUAGUAUUAAUCUACCAACGGAAGCGCGGCACUAAACGCAAGCGGCAGUGACCCACCCCCGUGGUGGUCUUGUGGCCGAAUGAUGAGCACUUGCCACGCCUUGACGUCCAUCACGACAAACGUGCCACUUGGCGUUCGAAAUGUUAACAACCCGUUCAAGACGGCUGACGCACGGUCCAAAUAGUACACGCCAUGGUGGUUCCAAUGGCGUAGGUCAAAUUGAUCUUGCGCCACCGCGUGCAAGAGGAGCGACGUCGCGCGUUUUGCGGUCCCCCGCCGAGCAAAACACACCCGAUCCAGUACAAAGCACCCGACGCAACACACCAUGGCCAGCACCAGUAGCCCCGCAAAUCGGUGGACGCUGCCGAUUUCCAGCACGCCGCUUUGACAUGUCAAAGCAAAAUCCACUUGUUGCACUAUGCAUUGCCGAUCGAUGCGCACCACAUGCUGCACUGGCGAGACCAAGCUCCACACCCCUGCUGCGAGCCACACCGAGGUACUUGAUUUCCACGCAUACCGCGACGUCGUGUCCGUUGUGACGACAGAGAACACGUCGUUGAGGAUGUACACAACCCAACCCAUCUCGCCACACGACAGUAUGGUUGUAAUGGCAUUUGGGGGGCUCGACGCCAGCUGGGUGAAGCCUGCGUGCAUAUUAUUUGGUUGGACGAGGUGCAAAGUGGCUGUGGACAAGAUGCAGGUGGCGGUGACGCCCCGCAGAAGCAUCAGUGGGCGACCAAUCCACACCAACCCCGCCACACGAUUGAACUCGAACAUGUUAACGCCCUCAAUGUAGCCCCGGUUCACCAGAAUAGUCAAGCACACCACAAACGCGACGAUCAAUAGCACCAUGGUAAAGUACUGAAGGGCCGAUCGAAGGUAGAACGCAACGUUCAGAGGAACUUCGAGCGCAUUCACUUCGAACAUGACGUUCGAUGGCCGCCCAGACACAACAGUCAUGCUGGCAAAAGCGCCGUCGAAUUGAACGACUUCGCGGUACCCCAGCAUCCACUCGAACAUGUACAGCCACGCAAAAAACUCAAACGUAGGCUCGUCAAAGACACCGACAUGCGACAACGCGGCAUUCGAUUGUGGCUGCCCAUCCCAAGUGUACUGGACAAUUUGGGGACUAUACAUGGAUUGAAUCGUAUGUUUGGUGGCGUCGGCAAGGUCGACCAACGCCAAGAGCUGGCGAGGCAACAUGGUCGACUCGAAAAACCGAACGCCUUGGAGCAAAGCGUCCUUGCAGCUAUUUUUUGCGAAUGUUUCAUGUUCACAUGUGUGUUCGAUCAACGUUUGGGGGCGAGUGGACUGGGUGAGCAACGCCGCCAUGGAGGAGAUUUUCGUGUCCAACGUUUGCUCAAUUUCGUUGGUCGCACACGACCCGUCCAGCGGAAAGAGCCCCGAGAGCUUGGGUUCGACAUGCGAGCCCAAGCUGCACAUGAAAUUCCCGCCAAUGUGGCUCAAUUCCCGCCAUGCGGCUAUGUCCGGUGUGAACAUGGUCAAAAUCUCGAUGGACGAGAAGACGUCGAGCGCCGUGGCGUUGUCGCCGAUGGAAAUGAGGAUGGCUUGGGUCAGAUUUUGAUACAGCACUCGCAACGGGAGUGGAGGGGCGAUGCGCUUCAUCGCUAUCGUGCCGAACGGGCCGAACGUCGCCCGCGUCAAGGCCAACCCUGCGUCCAAUGGGGACGGCAACGUGCCAUUUCGCACCAAGAGGCUUUCGACACUCGACUCGUUUGAAAACGCAAACUCGGGACUGGACCGGACGAGGCUGUGACCGGCCACCCCCGACGUAUUGGUGGACCCCACCGCCCACAGCAAACUGGCAAGGGGCCACUGCAUGCGAAACGAAGUAGGGGACGAUGAUUGAUACUCGGGGGCAAUCUUGCGGAUGGUCAAGGGGUAGGCUAGGCCAAAUGCAUUUUGGAUGUGGGCGGUCUCGACAAUGCCCAUUUGCUUGUGGUUUUGCCAGUGGGGGGAGUACGCUGUCACGUUAAACGAACGCCACGCGGCCACUUCGUCUGGCACGGGUACCUUUGACUCUAACGACGUCAUGGCGACAACCCAUUGUUGCCCUUUCGACGAGGAUUGGACAUGGUCGAAGACGCUGCGUUGCAACGCCGCACCCCAGCAUGGUUCCAUGAUCGCCCAGUCGGCAUUGCGUAGGAUCGAUUCGAGGUACAGUGCGCCGUUGGUUGCAUCGAGUUUGCACUUUACCUGGCGAGCUGCCGACACAGCCAUCUCCCACGACUGGCCGAAGUCGACAAAACAAUACGACGAGGCAAUCCACGGCAAGUCGCAGCUGUGCGUACUUCGCAACCCCACGACAACAGCGUGCAAAUCCGAGUGCACUUGGUCUUGAAUCGAUGCGGGAUACAUCGGCGCAGACAUGAUGGAGGUCUGAUUGGAAUCGUAGGUGUUGACGACGUCGCCAUAUUGGAGCUGGUCGAUGUGGGUCGCGUCUAAUGCAGGGGACAGUAACAGCUGGUUGCUGAACCAGUUCGUGAGAAACGUCUGAUGUCCCGUGGCAUUGAACGAGGCCCACCACACGUCAUUGGUCAUUGUCGAUUGGGUCACGACCAGGUAGGUAUAACUGGCUACGACGGUACCCACCAUGUAAACAAGCCCAAGGCAGGCAAACCCGAACAACCGAGAGGUAGCGUUCGAAACAGGUACAGCUUUGUAGGGAACGCUUGGCAAAAGAGGCGGGUUCUCAACCAUGAUGCUCGUAAACUUCGUUCGACGAAAUUUCCGCCAUAGUUUGAUGUCAAAUGCGAUAUCAUGGGGCAAAUGUAGCAGACCACACAUGACCGAAGCCACAGGUUCGAGCUUCUCCCCAUCGUCCACAUGCAGAUAGGACGUGGCGGCCGCUGGAGCCAGCACUUGGUUUCCACUGAACACGAUCGGCGUGGUAUGUUUCCAUGUCCUCAACAGCCACGCAGCGAGCCACAAGGUCACGGGCACGACAGCGCAGAUCGCCCAAAGCAACUUGAAGCGAGCGCUGCUGCCAAUCUCCACCACGCCACUGUCGCAUGUAAUCUGCGCUCCCAAUUGUCCAAGGACACAUGUCGGGUGUAUCACAGAUGUGACAUUAAGCCCCCUGGAUUGGUCGAGUACCAGAAGGACCCCCCAUACGACACACGAACUCGUGGGCAGAAACCAGCCGGCAUGGUGAGUCAUGGGGGAGAAAAUGUCCUGCAGGACGUACGUGAGCCACGUGCCUUCCCCUGCCAACAAGCACGACUCGACGAUGGAUCGAGGAGCCCACUCCAAUGUCGACAACCCACCGGAUUGGACAAAGGUUACGGGGACAGUGCUGAGAACGACGAGGGCGGUCAUACCUCGAAGAAACAGCAUCGGCCGACCGAUCCACACUGCUCCUGCGACGCGGUUAAACUGGAGCAAAUGGGUUCCGUCAAAUUGAAACCGAUACACCAGUGCGUAGAGCACAAUCAACGCCCCCACCCCCGUCAAUAGAAAUGUAACGUACACGGAAAUGUACCAAAUGUACUUGCACGCAUGGGACCGCAGCUCGGUGGGGUUUGCCACCAUGGAGAAUUUGACUGGAUGGGGUUGCGUUAACAGCGUCACAUUGCCGUGGUCUCCUUCAAAGUUGUACGCCUCUCGAUCCCCUUGCAGCCAGUCGUACAUCAUCACCCACCCAAACAUCGUCCACGGGUCCGAGGUAUCCGACGGCACCAUUGGCUGGGACAAGACAAAGCUGGAUCCAUUGUCGGAGGCUAGUUGUAUAAACGCAAUGUCCAAGGCCCUGGCUGCUUGAAGCAACUCCAGACUAGCCACCUCCGUGUCUAGGUGAAUGUUGUGCUGAAUAUCAAGCAAGUAACUCGCACAUGCGUCGGCAGUGUCGUUGGUGCAGAGUUGGCACGACAUCAGGACCUUGUCUGCACCAAGUGGCGUCAUGAUAUGCAUGGCAAAGAGAGCAGCUUCUGGUGUCAAACGAAGCGAAUGGCGGACUUGACUAGUGCAAUCGUCGUAAAAGCCAAACGAUGGCUGAAUAUACGGCUGCCCCUCUCCAAACGGGCACAUGGGGUUGCCACCAUAGUACAACGUAUAGGGGCUGCCGCGCCACGACGUAGGGAUUGGGUCCACAUACGUGACACGCAGCCGAGCUUUAUUGUCUUCGUUGUAAAUCACCGCCACUUGCUUUUGAAACGCUCGGUGAAACGCUUGCAGGAUGGGCGGAACGCCAACCCAUUCCACAUCAAUCGACAAGAACGGACCAAUGGUCUGCCGCACAAGAUUGGCGCCCACGGUGUUGGGAGGGUAGUACACGUCGUAAUCCCAAUCGAUCCCGAGGUUGGGUAAGCUGUUGUUGGCGUCCAAGAGAACGCUGGCGCCGAUACUGUGGCAAAUGUACAGGUCGUUCCAAAUCCCAUCGUACGCCGCCAAGGUAGUCCACCGGCCAACGCUGCGACCAAAUGUAGACAGUUUCUUGAUGUGCAUGGUUUGUUCGUACCCUAGGGCGUUUCGAAUCGCGAUCGAGUCGUCGAUGCCGUCCUGGUUCAAAUUCUGCAUAGGAGUCUUCCAUCUCGUCAGGCCUCGAGAGGUCCAGUACGCCACUUCGUCGUCCACAGGUAGGAGUUCUUGGUGGUUUUCCAUGGCUUGAAUCCACCACUGGCCCUCCUUGGUCAACCGCAACGUACUGAAAAUAGUGCCGUUGAUCUCUUGCCGUUGGGUUGUCGUGUACAUGGAGUUGGCCGCACAAUUGCGCGUCACAGUCUCCAUGUACAAUCCCGCGUUGGACUGUUUCGUGGCUUCGCAUCGACGUUGCCGUUUGAACGUAUGCGCCAUGGCAAAGGUUCGGUUGAUGUCCAGCCAACAAUACGGCGCGACCACCAUUAAAUUGACUUCCAAGUUGAGUUUCCGGAGUCCGUUCACGGCCAUGGCGAGGGGAAUCUCGUCCAGCAAGAGCUGGCGACCAUACGACGCGCUCCAUUCAAUGCGGGUGUCGUUGUUGGCAUAAGACUUUGUAGAGUACACCGACGAGUCCGAGUCGAAAAGCGGGAACGCCCCCCUUUGAGACUGCGAAAGGUGAACAUUGUACACAUCCCCAAGAAACGUCUGCACACCGGUCGAGUUGAAAUCUGGCCACCAGUAGUCGUUGGCCAAGCUCGGAUGGAUUCGUACCAAGUAUAAAGCACUGGACACGAGCGACACCACGAGGUACGCCAGGCCUCCAAAGGCAACCCACCGGGGGCGGCGCGGCGCGGUGGCGGCUGGUUCAGUCGCGUUCCCGACCGUCACACGCGUCAUCC
Molecule: messenger RNA, 5377 nt
Organism: Aphanomyces astaci
Lineage: Eukaryota; Oomycota; Saprolegniomycetes; Saprolegniales; Verrucalvaceae
Exons: 1
Coding region: 1170-1841 (223 amino acids)
Source: RefSeq, a predicted model, not a curated record